Laetiporus sulphureus 93-53 is the source of this 1571-nucleotide messenger RNA. Its product is annotated as cytochrome P450. The record is from RefSeq and is a predicted model, not a curated record. Gene Ontology annotation, molecular function: iron ion binding; monooxygenase activity; heme binding. Lineage: Eukaryota; Fungi; Basidiomycota; Agaricomycetes; Polyporales; Laetiporaceae. The coding region runs from base 18 to 1571 and encodes 517 amino acids. The transcript is spliced from 13 exons.
GCCGAAAAUCCGUUGAGAUGCUUUUGACUCUGUACCAACCCAUCUCGUUGCUGACAUAUGCAGUAACAUCCCUCGUUAUCGUCUCGACAUGGCUUUGGACAUCAGAAAAGAAGAGCCAUCCCCGUCCGCCGGGGCCACGACCGAUCCCGUUGCUAGGAAACGUCCAUCAACUACCGCUUGAACGUCAGCAAUAUACUUUUAAGAAAUGGGGCGAAACGUUUGGCGAACUCGUCUACGCCAGGCUAUUCUUGAAAGAUGCCCUUAUCCUCAACUCCUUCCGCGUAGCCCAGGAUCUAUUGCAGGACAAGGGCGCGUUAUGCUCAGGUAGACCACGCUCAGUUCUUCUUAACGAAAUAUUGGGAUAUGAUUUCGAUUUUGGGUUUAUGCAAUACGGCGAUCGCUGGCGCAAGCAACGCAAAAUGGCUCAUAUCGCUUUUCAGACGAACGAUCGUCUGUUGAGCUAUCGUGCCAUACAACGACGAGAAGCAUACACUUUGAUCGCUGAACUGUAUGAGAAUCCGAGUCUGCAUGAGCAACACAUAAGCAAAUUUGCAGCUGCUAUUAUUUUCGAUAUAACCUAUGGCUAUAGGAUAACUUCAUGCGAUGAUGAGUAUUAUGUUCUGACGGGGCGAGCAAUUCGGGGAACGGUGGAAACAGGAAGCCCUGCUGCUACAUUGGUGGACUUCUUCCCUUUCUUGCAAUAUCUCCCUUCCUGGUUCCCUGGUUCAGGAUCAAACAAGAAGGCUCUUCAAGUGAGAAAACUUGUUCAAGAUACUGUGGAUAGACCUUAUGAUGAGUGUAAACGCGCAAUUACAUCUGGAGAGGCAAGCGCGUCGUGGGUUGCAUCGAUGUUGGCCGAGCACACGAAAGACGGCGUAGUAUCUGAAGUCGAUGAAGACGACAUUAAAGGCGUCGCGAUGGCUUGCAACAUUGCGGGCGCGGAAACCACCGCAACAGUACUGCUGGCAUUCUUGCUGGCAAUUGUUAUUCAUCCUGAAGUUUUCGCCAAAGCACAGCGAGAGAUGGACAAGGUUGUAGGCGAAGGACGGCUCCCCGACUACGACGAUAGGGACUCACUACCCUACCUUGAAUGUAUCAUAAAAGAACUCUACCGAUGGAAUCCUCCAGCUCCGCUUGGCCUUCCUCACGCUACAACUGAAGAGGUGGAAUAUCGUGGCUACCGCAUACCCACUGGAACGAUGCUCUUCCAGAACAUAUGGGGAAUGAUGCAGGAUGAAGAGUCGUACCCUCAGCCUGAAAGGUUCUUUCCCGAACGCUUCGAGAAGAUGGACGAACACGAGGCUCGUAUGAAAGAUACUCGCAGAAUCGUGUUUGGAUUUGGCAGAAGAGCUUGUCCUGGCAGGCACCUUGCAGACAGCAGUGUAUGGCUUGCGGCGGCGAUGAUGAUCGCCACGCUUGACAUUGGCAAAGCGCGCGACGCGAGCGGGAAGCUAAUAACUCCAGAGCCCACUUUCGUGCAGAAUUUCGUCAGCCGUCCGGCCGAGUUUUUGUGCAGAAUCCAACCGAGGGCGGAAACAACGCGCCAGCUCAUCCACCAGAUGCUAGCAUAG